Dendronephthya gigantea is the source of this 552-nucleotide messenger RNA. RefSeq lists its product as uncharacterized. The record is from RefSeq and is a predicted model, not a curated record. Bases 57 to 542 code for a protein of 161 amino acids. NCBI's taxonomy places the organism in Eukaryota, Metazoa, Cnidaria, Anthozoa, Malacalcyonacea, Nephtheidae. The transcript is spliced from 9 exons.
CAUGCUUCGCAAGAAAUGAAAUUAAUUGUAGAGUGAAGAGUCUAGUGGUUACUGUCAUGGAAAGACCCAUUCAAAGCUCUCCAAGCAUGAAAGAGGGUUCUACCACAAACGUUUCACCUUUAACGACGUCGAUAUUUCUGCCAACAUCAAUAGUGGAAAAUAGAGACGUAACAUCGUCGGUAUUCUUGUCAAUAUCAACAUCAAUACUGAAAGAUAGAGACGUGACAUCUUCACCAACGGCGAUACUUCCGUCAACAUCCAUAGUGGAAGAUAAAGAUGUGACAUCUUCACCAAUGUCAAUGCCUCCAUCAACAUCCAUAGUGGAAAAAAGAGACGUGAUAUCUUCACCUACCUCGAUGUUUUCGUCAACAUCAAUAGUGAAAAAUAGAGAUGGUUUUGCAGGGAAGCAAGGGGAAAAUGACGAGGACGAUGAAGUUGAUGAUGUAAAGAAACUGGUGACCGCGGCACUUAUCUUGGUAGUCGUGACACUAGUUCUUGUGAUUUCAGCCAUUCUUUACAUUAUUUGUGCGAUCAAACAUUAACUCAGAAGUC